AUGGUACACCUUUUGAAACAACCCCUAGGCCCUACCCUCUAUGGCCCCGUCCAGAAACAACCCCUAGGCCCUACCCUCUAUGGCCCCGUCCAGAAACAACCCCUAGGCCCUACCCUCUAUGGCCCCGUCCAGAAACAACCCCUAGGCCCUACCCUCUAUGGCCCCGUCCAGAAACAACCCCUAGGCCGUACCCUCUAUGGCCCCGUCCAGAAACAACCCCUAGGCCCUACCCUCUAUGGCCCUGUCCAGAAACAACCCCUAGGCCCUACCCGCAAUGGCCCCGUCCAGAAACAACCCCUAGGCCCUACCCUCUAUGGCCCCGUCCAGAAACACCCCCUAGGCCCUACCCUCUAUGGCCCCUUCCAGAAACAACCCCUAGGCCCUACCCUCUAUGGCCCCGUCCAGAAACAACCCCUAGGCCCUACCCUCUAUGGCCCCGUCCAGAAACAACCCCUAGGCCCUACCCUCUAUGGCCCCGUCCAGAAACAACCCCUAGGCCCUACCCUCUAUGGCCCCGUCCAGAAACAACCCCUAGGCCCUACCCUCUAUGGCCCCGUCCAGAAACAACCCCUAGGCCCUACCCUCUAUGGCCCCGUCCAGAAACAACCCCUAGGCCCUACCCGCUAUGGCCCCGUCCAGAAACAACCCCUAGGCCCUACCCUCUAUGGCCCCGUCCAGAAACACCCCCUAGGCCCUACCCUCUAUGGCCCCAUCCAGAAACAACCCCUAGGCCCUACCCUCUAUGGCCCCAUCCAGAAACAACCCCUAGGCCCUACCCUCUAUGGCCUCAUCCAGAAACAACCCCUAGGCCCUACCCUCUAUGGCCCCGUCCAGAAACAACCCCUAGGCCCUACCCUCUAUGGCCCCUUCCAGAAACAACCAUUAGGCCCUACCAUCUAUGGCCCCAUCCAGAAACAACCCCUAGGCCCUACCCUCUGUGGCCCCGUCCAGAAACAACCCCUAGGCCCUACCCUCUAUGGCCCCGUCCAGAAACAACCCCUAGGCCCUACCCUCUAUGGCCCCAUCCAGAAACAACCUCUAGGCCCUACCCUCUAUGGCCCCAUCCAGAAACAACCCCUAGGCCCUACCCUCUAUGGCCCCAUCCAGAAACAACCCCUAGGCCCUACCCUCUAUGGCCCCGUCCAGAAACAACCCCUAGGCCCUACCCUCUAUGGCCCCAUCCAGAAACAACCCCUAGGCCCUACCCUCUAUGGCCCCAUCCAAAAACAUCCCCUAGGCCCUACCCUUUAUGGCCCCGUCCAGAAACAACCCCUAGGCCCUACCCUCUAUGGCCCCAUCCAGAAACAACCCCUAGGCCCUACCCUCUAUGGCCCCAUCCAGAAACAACCCCUAGGCCCUACCCUUUAUGGCCCCGUCCAGAAACAACCCCUAGGCUCUACCCUCUAUGGCCCCAUCCAGAAACAACCCCUAGGCCCUACCCUCUAUGGCCCCAUCCAGAAACAACCCCUAGGCCCUACCCUUUAUGGCCCCGUCCAGAAACAACCCCUAGGCCCUACCCUCUAUGGCCCCGUCCAGAAACAACCCCUAGGCCCUACCCUCUAUGGCCCCAUCCAGAAACAACCCCUAGGCCCUACCCUCUAUGGCCCAUCCAGAAACAACCCCUAG
Salvelinus fontinalis (brook trout) is the source of this 1626-nucleotide messenger RNA. RefSeq names its product spidroin-2-like. NCBI's taxonomy places the organism in Eukaryota, Metazoa, Chordata, Actinopteri, Salmoniformes, Salmonidae. The record is from RefSeq and is a predicted model, not a curated record. The coding region runs from base 1 to 1626 and encodes 541 amino acids. The transcript has 2 exons.